CCCCCCACGCCCGCCUUCCACUUGGUGCGCUCCAAGAUGGCGGCUCCCAUGGUGCGGUGUGGGAUGCUCCUGGCUCGGCGACUAGACGCGUCUCGCCUUUGCCUCGCAGGUAAAAGAUGCCUGCUUUCUGCAGCGUACGUGGACAGCCACCAGUGGGAAGCCAGAGAGAAGGAGGAAUACCAUCUGGCUGAUCUUGCAUCCUUAAUGGACAAAGCGUAUGAAAGAAAAUUGCCUGUUAGUUCUUUAUCAAUAUCACGGUUUGUGGACAACAUUGCAUCCCGAGAAGAUCUAGAUUCUGCAGAGUACUAUCUUUACAAAUUUCGACACAGUCCCAACUGCUGGUACCUAAGAGACUGGACCAUCCACAGCUGGAUUAGACAGUGUCUGAAAUACGGAGCACAAGACAAAGCCUUGUAUACACUUGUUAAUAAGAAAUCAAGGCGCUCUCCCUUCUCUCUGGUAAACCUCACUCUAGAGGAUUCCAUGGGCCAUACAAGAGGAACUAGAAUGAUGGAAUCUAGCUGGAAGGAAAGAAGUAGUGGAGAUGAGUGCCAUGUUCAGUAUGGAAUUUUUCCAGAUAACUUUACAUUCAACUUACUGAUGGAUUAUUUCAUAAAGAAAGGAAAUUACAAAGAUGCUUUAUCCGUGGUUUUUGAGAUCAUGAUGCAAGAAGCCUUUGACGUGCCGUCCACCCAGUUUCUCUCCCUCUAUGUUUUAUACCGUUGCCUAGCAGAGAAGACGGAGCUCACAUGGGAAGAAGAAAGAGACUUUGGGGCGUCCCUCUUGCUUUCUGGCCUGAAACAAAGGAACACAGUGGGCCUGAGUUCCCAGCUGUAUGGCUAUGCACUUCUCGGGAAGGUGGAACUGCAGCGUGGGGUGCGGGCUGUAUACCACGGCAUGCCUCUGAUGUGGACACCAGGCUACCUCGACAGAGCCCUCCAAGUGAUGGAGAGGGUGGCCUCCUCCCCUGAAGACCUCAAGCUGGGUAGAGAAGUGCUCGAUGUGCUGGAUGGAGUCCUGAAGGUGGUGACGUCUCCAGAUGUCCAGACUUCAGAGGCACAGCCUCAGGAAGGUGAAGAUGGCUUGGGCUCAGCAAACCUGGUGGAGCAGCUAGACACUGAGGAACCAGAACAGUCCAAGCUUCCCCGAUACCUCGAGCGCUUUCAGGCCUCUCGGUCUAAACUGCAGGAGCUGAACAGAGUUGAGUCUGAAAGUCUUUUGACUCUGACCACCCAGCUUGUAAAAGAAAAACUCCCCGCCUGUGAGGCCGAGGACCUGGCCACCUACGAGCAGAAACUCCGUGAGUGGCACCUGGAGCGGGUGCAGUUGAUCCAGAGGGAGCAGGAACAGAGGGAGAAGGCCAAGCAAGAGUACCAGGCGCUGAGUGCGGCAGAGAAAGCAGCCUGAAGUUCUGUGAGCCACCUCAGUGUUCAGCCAGGACAGCAUGGGGCUCCGCCGCUACUGUCCAGUUCUUUUCUUACAGGAAGCUGUGCAUAGCCUGAAAACAAGGAUGGCUCUAUGCCAAGACACUGUCUGCCCAUCUAGAUGUCAAGGGCCCUGAACUAAGUGACAAACGGUUGGGCUGAAGCCCCCACACAGUGGAGUCCUGGGUGCAGACUGGGAAUAUCGGGUGAGCGUGACGGGAAGCUAUAGCUGAAGGGUCGGCUCUGCAGCACGGGUGUUUGAAUGAUUUCCUGCCCUUGGCCAUGUGCAUGGAGCACCGAGCUUCAUGACCAGGUGCUGGUAGACUCAGAACCACCCACGUUCCAGAACCGGGUGCUUGCUCCUUUCACCCGCUUCCAGGACUCAGCACCAGUGGCCACAUGACCUGCUGUCAGUGUGACACAUUUCCACUGUUAACACUGGUCUCAUAUUCUCCCUGUGCAUAUGUGCCAUAUAUAGCUGGCACCUUCAUGGUCUGUCCCCUUCCCAUCACUGCUCAGAAGCAGCCUUUUGUAUACCUGCCUCCCCAAUAAAUCCUACCCAUGUGG
Mus musculus (house mouse) is the source of this 1991-nucleotide messenger RNA. RefSeq names its product mitochondrial ribosomal protein S27 (gene Mrps27). NCBI's taxonomy places the organism in Eukaryota, Metazoa, Chordata, Mammalia, Rodentia, Muridae. Gene Ontology annotation, cellular component: cytoplasm; mitochondrion; mitochondrial small ribosomal subunit. The record is from RefSeq and is a predicted model, not a curated record. The coding region runs from base 37 to 1407 and encodes 456 amino acids. Gene Ontology annotation, biological process: cell population proliferation; mitochondrial translation. Gene Ontology annotation, molecular function: tRNA binding; rRNA binding. The transcript has 12 exons.